AUGGCCCCCUCCCGCACCCAAACGCAACACAGGAACCUCUCCGAAGAAUUCGCCCACUCGACCCAGUCGCAAAGACGCGCCAAAAUCACGGAUGCGAAGGAUAUCUUCAAGCAGCCGGAUCAGGAGGAGCAGUUGAGGCUGGGGAGGGAGUAUAGGAAUCUGCAGACGGCGGCUGAUGAGAUGAAAGGCAACCUGGCGAACGCCACUGCCCGAGACUUAGCUCAAGCACUCGCCAAACAAUCACAACUCUUCGCCAGCGUGCGCGAUACGGGCAUCGGAACCCUCGACGCCAACCUAAUACGGACCAACGCCGAAAACGCCAUGGGCCUCGCAAAGCGAUUUAAAAUCGACGGCGUUACGUUUGAUAUCGACGAGUUUCUUAUCAAGAUUAAAGGCCAGUUGGGACUGGACCGCGCGGAGAUGAUGGACCAAGAUGCCGAAGAGUCGGAUCUGGAAGAUGAUGGGCCUACGCAAGAACAAGGCCGAGGCCGAGGAAGGGCGCAGCAGGCUAGAGCUGGGACGUUGGGGGAUUGGGAGAAGCUUGGGUGGAUGGCGGCUAGGUAUGGGCGUCGGAUGCCGGGGGUUGAGUUCAUGUACGGACCGCUGCAAGUCGAAUACAAGAAACGAAUGCCCAACACCCAACGUCCAAAACAGGCCAUGGUAGAAGAGACCCAAGCCACAGUCGUCGAACAGAACGCAGAGGCUUCCAAAAAGACGACAGACGACUUCACCAACAACAUCAAAACCGUCUACAAAAUCCUCGGAAACCACGCUCCCGACGGCGAAAGCAUGAACUUUUUCCGCCUCGUCGUCAACCCCACCUCUUUCGGCCAAACUGUCGAAAACUGCUUCUUCCUCUCCUUUCUGAUCAAAGACGGCAAGGCGGGGGUGUAUGUGGAGGAGGAUGGGGAGAUCAGGGUGGCUGUUGGGGAACCGCAUAAUACGGCGGAUGAUGGAGAUGUGCAGAGUAAUCAGGCGGUUAUGGAGAUGGAUAAAGAGACUUGGGAGUUGGCGAUCAGGACGUUUGGGAUCAAAGAAUCUGCUAUCCCGACAAGAGAUUAUCAACAGAUCAAAAUCCAAUCUGACGGGUGGUACAGCUAG
Cryptococcus wingfieldii CBS 7118 is the source of this 1101-nucleotide messenger RNA. Its product is annotated as nuclear protein. NCBI's taxonomy places the organism in Eukaryota, Fungi, Basidiomycota, Tremellomycetes, Tremellales, Cryptococcaceae. Gene Ontology annotation, biological process: DNA repair. Gene Ontology annotation, cellular component: Smc5-Smc6 complex; nucleus. The record is from RefSeq and is a predicted model, not a curated record. The coding region runs from base 1 to 1101 and encodes 366 amino acids. The transcript has 6 exons.